Messenger RNA from Parnassius apollo (apollo), 606 nucleotides. The record is from the annotation of a GenBank genome assembly. NCBI's taxonomy places the organism in Eukaryota, Metazoa, Arthropoda, Insecta, Lepidoptera, Papilionidae.
UUGUCUGUGAGAAAAACCAUGUGGAACCCCAGAAACAACCCAGUUCCCCAGGUCUUCAUCGAGGUCCUUCUCAAUGAGGAGGAAGCCAUCGAGUAUAUGAAGAGGUUGGGGAACAAGAUGACUGGGAUGUAUCUGUCAUGGGGGGACCUGUCGGAGUUGCUGGUAGAGCCUGCGGAGGUGUCUGGGUCACCUGCUCCGGCUCCGGUUGCAGCUCCAGUGGCUGCUCCGGAGGCUGUACCAGGCCCCGCACCCCGCAGAGUGGAACGGUCACCUGCUCCGGCUCCGGCUGCAGCUCCAGUGGCUGCUCCGGAGGCUGUACCAGGCCCUGCACCCCGCAGAGUGGAAGGGUCACCUGCUCUGGCUCCGGCUGCAGCUCCAGUGGCUGCUCCGGAGGCUGUACCAGGCCCCGCACCCCGCAGAGUGGAAGCUUCUAUACAAAUUAUAGAAGGCAUCAAAAAUAUUGCAAUAUACAGACAACUAUUAGAAACUGUGUAUUGUAGGAUUUUACUAUUGAACAGACGCAAGCCUGGUGAACUUCAAAGAAUCACACUGCACGACUAUUUACAAAGUGAUAAUAAUGCAUCUGAUAAGUAUGAUGAAUGUUGA